Acaulospora morrowiae is the source of this 180-nucleotide messenger RNA. The record is from the annotation of a GenBank genome assembly. NCBI's taxonomy places the organism in Eukaryota, Fungi, Glomeromycota, Glomeromycetes, Diversisporales, Acaulosporaceae.
AUAUUCCAAACCGGAAAUCACUUUUUAUAUCUGAAACCAAGUUUGGGAGAGUGUUGUCACGUCGUUAAAGGAAAAACCGAGGUAAAGAACAGAGAGAAAAAGAGUCCCCUCAAAGGAAAAUUACAGGGAACGCAAAACUCUUUCAGAGGUUAUUUCACAAGUGGUUUUGGUCUGCCCUGA